AUGAACUAUUCUGUAGUCGCCAUGAUCUCGCGAGAGUUGGGCGUGAGAACCCAGGUGAGGUACAGAGGUUAGUUGGGCUAGCGUUACCUGGUUUAGGCUGUAACGGGCAGGUGUCCAGAAGUCUAGCUACGGGUAAAUUGUAACGUAACCUGUAUCGGGACAUGUAGGCCUUGGACCUGACACACCAGCGCACCGAACUCUCAACUUUCAGCAUUCCAGAUUGCAAGGUCCUAAUUGAAGACAGCUGCAAGCCGGAAGCUGGAGUAUGCAGCAGCUGAGUUCAAGGACUCGGCAUGAAAUGAACACCUGAGAACACAACAUCGACUAGCGGGCUGAAAAUCCACGCAAUAGACACAGAGAUGGCUCGGUUACGAUCGGGAGGUGGCAGAGGUGGUUGUAGGAGGGGUAGAAGGCCGCAUGAUUCUGCUGUGCCCGAGAGGUUGGGCCAAGCCAACAAGAAGGAUACACCAACAAAGUUGAUUGUAAAAGUUCCAUUGGAACUGUUGCAAGAGGAUUUCAGACUGACUAAAACAGCUUCAUUGCAGUGUGGAAGAGGGGCAUCGCGAGGCAGAGGUGCAGGGAGAGGAAGAGGUAGAGGUAGAGGUGUGGGAAGGGGCAGAGGGAGAGGGAGAGGCAAGGGGAGUAGAGCAAGCAGAAAACCACCAUGUACUGUAACUACUGAAACCUUGUAUGAUGGACCUGUAACACAGCAAAUUCCAGGAUACCCUAUCAAGGAAGAUGGUGAUCACAUGAACAAUUCCAGUCAUGGGCAAACUAGAGGAAGAACAAGAACCAAAAGAAACUUUUCCAGGCAGCCAAUAGCCCAGCAAGAGCAGACUUUUUCUCUUGUUCAUCCAAAUGGAAUUCCACACGCAGCAAGUAGGGGAGCACAGAGACGUGGAAGUGGAAAAGCUGAAUUACAAAGUGACCAAACAGUUAUCCAAAACUUGGAACUGCAAACACAGAAGAGAGACGUCAGCAAAGAUUCCAGAAUUUCACAAAUGGCAGCUUUUCAAACAGGAGUAGAGACACACAGUGAAAUAGAUUUAAAGGAAGACUCCAAUAGGCCAGACUUGGAAAUAAGAAGGGAAAAUGCUUCAAAAAGAAACAGGAGUCGAGAGAAAUGUAUUCCAUCAAAGAGAAGGAAGCGCUUGAAUGGGUCGUCUUUGGCUACACCAUUGUGUCAGGAAGAGGGCUCAGUAACCACCCCUGAAGAUGGUAUAAACCAAGGUUGUAAAGAAGCUAGUUCUGCAAAUGGCCACAGGUUAUUGACACAGGAUCACGAGCCAGAUCUGGACCUACAUGUAGGUAGUGACGACAGUGAUUCAGAUGAUGACCUCCCAGAUAUCAACACCUCUCUGCAGCAGGACCCACCCAAGCCGACGUUUAAGGCAGGAGAGGUUGUGUGGGUAAAGAGUGGGAGGAAUCCUUCCUGGCCAGCCAUUGUUAACCACGUGUACCACAAAAAGAAGCGCAUGUCGGUCCUCUUUAUUGGAUACAGGCAGAAGAAAGGGAUCUCGGUACACGUCAAUGCUGCAAAAGUAUUCAACAGCAGGAUGAGGGACCAUUUCAUAGAAGAGGCCUUGAGAACUGAGAGCAAGGAAUUCUUUCAGAGUAUUGUAACGCAGGUAGAAGAUUUUCUGAACAAGAAAGCCUGUGGCAAGUUGGAGGGACUUGAUGCCUUUCAGUACUUCUUUCCAAAUGAAACAUUCCCACCUGAUAGUUCCAGUGGAAGUGAUGAUGAUGAAGGAAUUAUGAAAACAGACCAUAAGGACACUGAGGCAACACAAAUCAGUCCCCUGUCUCAGAGUGCAGGGACUUCUGUGGCCAAACCCAGAGACCCCUCUAGGCAUGACAGAAGGAUGCACUUAAGGAAAGAUCUGGAGAAGCGCAUUGUCAAGUACAUCAGAACCCAACAGGAUGCCCAGGAUCAUCUGGCUGGCAUUUACCAUGGGUCAGUCACAUCUCAAAGGCAUCAAGAUUUCUUUAGCAAAGACCGAGCUGUUCGUGAGAUGCUACAUGGGCAAGGGACUGGCUUCAUUACAAGUGAUGAGCUGGCAGAAGAGCUGUUUUCAUGUUUGGCUGACCUUUACCAUCUGAGGUGUGAAGAGGACAAAAACUUUGCAGACACAAAAUAUGUGGCAUUUGUUCUGAUGCCUGAGGCCAUUCUGUAUGGCCUCCACAAGGUCAAGGGCAUCAGUAUGGAGGCGGCCCAGAAACUGAUGGAUAAGGGACCAGAGCUGUUUCCUGCGGAGAGGACGUGGUAUAGGGAAGCUUUGAGGGCAGAGCCCCUAACAGUAGAGGAGAGGAGAAGGAUCAUCCACCAGGCAGCUCACAAUGUACUUGGGAAGGAAGGUUCUAAUGAGCUGCUGCACCUGACAUAGCCUACACCAUACACCCUUCCAUAAGAUGUAUAUCACAGCUGCAAUUGCGAAUGGACUUUCAUAGUACCACUGUUGCAUAUAGGAAAUUGGCAGGCAGUAAAAGCCUUGACCACAUGUAGGUAUCUACAUGUAAAAAGUUAAUGUGUUUGGGGUUGUUUUCUUUCAAUCAAUAGUGUUGCGAACCCAUUAAUUACCCUGUAUAUAUGUUUGAUUUGAUACAGUUGAGUGUAUAGAAAGUUAAAAGCACAAUGUGGUGCCACUGCCUUCUUCAAGUCAUCUGGGCAGUGAUUACAUACUGUAAGCUAAAUGACUGUUACAUCAAUAUUUUUCAUCAGAAGGGUUGUAACCCCAUGCUUCCGCCAGUUCAUGAUCAGCGACUCUUGAUUUGGCCAAGAACGUCAUAUAAUGUCCUUGAUUUGGCUAAAAACAACAUGUGACAUUUGGAAUAGAUUGGCCAUUCUAUUUUGAGUACCCUAUAGUAAAAUGCAUAUCAUUUGAAACAGAUCAAUUAGAACGUAAAUUGUAUAUUUAAUGAAAUCUUUAUCUGCAUUCACACAGACUACUUAGAGUCUACCUUCAUAGUACCCACAUCCCCAGGCCCACUACCUCCUCUCACCAAACACCCACUACAAGUACUAACACUUCCACAGCAAGAUUUUGUAUGUAUUAAACAUUCCAUAUACAUUAUAUAACUUGCCUUCUCUCUGGAGAUAACAACAGAAAUACACUGAUGAAACCAGCCCUGUUACCCUGCCAGCAAACCGGUCUCCUCAGUGUACAUGUAUGUCUAUCUUUACAUACUUGUUCAGAAUGUUAGCUUUCUGAGUGCCUUGAGGCCUUUGUCUCCUGGGAAACAGUACUAGUACUUAAAAUUGUAAUUGUGAAGAAUUUUUCCACUGUGUAGCCUUAAAAAAGUGGUCUAGGCAUUUGUAGGUUUCAUCAGUACUGCAGUUUGGCUAUUUAAGUCCCAGGGUUGUCAGAUGUAUGUAUAACUCUAGCCUCAUGUUAUCAGCAUGUAAGUAGAACAGUCUGAAGUGGAGCUAUCAUGCCACAGUAACUGAAGUAUUGAGAUUUUCUUGUCAGUCUGUCAAAAGGUAAAAUGCACAUACAGUAAUGCCUUUCUAUGUAAACUACAUGUGCAUGCAUCUACUCCUGUAAUAUAUAUCCAUAAAUAAUUCUAUUGUACCAUUACUUUCAAUUUCUGUGUAUAUUGAAUGUGAAAGGAUGCACACAUUUAGCAAAGUGUAAAUACGUGCACCAGUGACACAUGAUUUGCUGUUUAUCAUUUAUCAACUUUAUUUAGUGUUGUGUGUGUAGAAUAGGGAAGAUUGUUUUCACCCUCUUCAAUAAUAUCAGUCUGCAUUGAACUUUUUGUCAUCUUGAUGCAUUUGAGGAACACAUCAAGUUUCUCACUAGUUGACUGGAUCAUGGUGUUACUUGUGUUUGUAUAAGAGUGAGUACAGUGUUACAAAAACUUCACUUGUUUGAUGCAUUGCAAAAGGCCAUUAUCAGCAAAAUUAGAAUAAAGUUUCUAUUGCAACAGUUGAAAUGAGUAAGCAAUAUUUGGGAAAAUCUCAUACAAAUGUCUUGGAUGUGUUUUGAACAGCAGAAAGGUUGCAGUUGUGAUGUAGGAAGGUUUGAGAAGAUGCAUGUAUGGUAUGAUUUGUUUCAGCCUAACUGAAUUACGCUCCUAGUGGCCUGCCUGCAACAAGAGAUUGUUUACAUAGGCUGUUUCAUCUGUUGAAAUAAAAACUUGGGGUGAUAUUGAGGACAUUCUAAGUUACUCAGCCAGGGUAUCUAUUUGCUCAGGUUAAGAGUUCCCCUUUUAUGUUUGUCCAACAAUAGGAACAACCAAUUUUUUUAAACAAUAGGAAUGACAAAGAAAGAACUGCAGUUGUGUUGUGCCUAUGGUAUAUGUUGUUAACCAUGUGAGAUAUAGAUGGUUGCUAAGUUGAAGCUAACAUAUUGCAUUUGCUGCAUUGUGUUCACUGUCCCUUUUUAAUCCAAAAACAUGUAUAUCAUGUGUCCCAGUAGCUUUCUACUCUUUACACAGUAGAUAAAAUACCAGUAGCAUGGAGUAAUCUUGAAUAUUCUUUAUGUUUGAUAAUACUUAAUAAUAUUUCUUUACUAUAUUCACAACAUAGAGAGUGUGUAUGUGUGCAUAUGCAUAAAGAUGUAUCACAUGAAACAUUUUCCAAUGCAAUCAUCAUUUACUUUUACUUCAAAUGCUACACAACAACUUGUAAACAAUAGAUAUAGGGAGCCUACUGAAUGGCACAAACUUAUAAUUCCAUGUAUAUUGAGUUUAGAAGAUAACUCAAGUACCAAAUAAAAAUUGUACAGCUGAUACUGACAGUACUAGAGAACCAUUGAACUUUCAUUGAAAAACUUAAACAGAAAAAUAAACAAUAAAAUCAUACAUCCACCAGAUAUACAAAUCAUUUACAACACUCUUGCCUAUUGUAAUAUCUGAACCAUAUAGGCAAUAAAUACUGGAAGGUUAAUUAAUAGCACAUUUUAAACAUAGUUUUGUUUAUCAAGAUAUGGAUCCUGUUAUGUUAGGAUAUGGCAAUGGAUAUAACAUGCAUGCACAUGAUAUUAUACAUAAGAAGGGGAAUUUCAUUUGUUGUUAGCUCCUAAAGGUCAUUUCCUUGCUAUGGGUAAGAAAUAGACCUGGCUACAAAAUAAAAAGGAUUCUGUGGCAGUUCCUAUAGUUUACAAUGGACAGGUUAAGAUUUCAAACAAGAAAUGUUGAACUAUUUGUGUAUCAUGGUGAUGAUGGCUGUUUCUUCGCAUCUGAAGAUCAGUGGGAAGGUUGUGUAUCAUAAACCCAAAUGAAAACGUGUGAAGCAAUAUGCUGUUUCAUAAUGGUUGAACAAUUUGGUAUUGUAAUGAAAUGUAAAACAACUAGGAAGACUUUUCUGAACUGUUGGUUUGAUUUAGAAAAUCAAAAUACAUUGUUAAUCACGAAGAAUUCAAUAUACUUCAACUCCUGUAAAUGAGCGUAUGCUGAGAGGUUUAUCAGAUCUUCAUAUCUUUUUAAUGGCAAAAAAAGAAAAAACCUGGUGAGUUCAUACUAAAUUGGGGUGACAUACAUGUAAAAAAUUAAUGAAACCUGGUGUUAUCAAAGCAAAGCAAUUUUUUUUGUGUAUGUCUCCAUGCGGAUGUGUGCAUAUUU
Branchiostoma floridae (Florida lancelet) is the source of this 5562-nucleotide messenger RNA. RefSeq lists its product as uncharacterized. NCBI's taxonomy places the organism in Eukaryota, Metazoa, Chordata, Leptocardii, Amphioxiformes, Branchiostomatidae. The record is from RefSeq and is a predicted model, not a curated record. The coding region runs from base 360 to 2384 and encodes 674 amino acids. The transcript has 13 exons.